UUUUGCUUCCGGGCAAUCGUUCAUCCAUACGUUUUGACCUGUGAGUAGUUUGUAAAUGUCCAGCGAAAUAUUAUAACCUCAUUAGGUACUGGCUAUUUCACCACCGCUCGUAACUUGCUGACUUUUCACAAGGACUUCCGUCACUCAACUUUGCUCAUAGCGUUAUUGUUUCUUUGUCCAGUCUUGCUAAAUAGACCCACCUGUCAUCGUAGCUGCAUAGUUAGCUUCUAGCAGGUAACCAGAGUACCGCAGGUGGACGAGAGCAGGGACGGGAAUCACCGAUGGCAUCUCGGCAACCCUUUACAGACACGGACACAGCCGAUGAAGCAGUGAGGGCGACGUGUGACGAUGCAACCACAUGCAAACGGUUUGCUACCAGUAAAGGCUACUGGAACGACCCGUAUAUCCAAUACUUUGCCAGAUCUGUAGGAGAGCGGAAGGCCCCUGAAAUCAACAGAGGUUAUUACGCCCGUGUUCAAGGAGUGAACCUUCUUCUUGAUGCGUUUAUAAGGAAAACGCAGUGCGACUGUCAAGUAAUCAACCUGGGUGCCGGACUGGACACUACAUUUUGGAGACUAAAGGAUGAAAACCUCAUGCCACGGAAGUUCUUUGAAGUUGACUUUCCAACUGUUGCGGCAAGGAAAAUACACAAUAUAAAGACAAAACCACCUCUGUCCAAACCCAUCAUUGAAACCCACUCAACGGACUCCUUACUGCUGGAUGCCCACAGCCUCGAAUCAGAUCGUUACUGUAUCAUUGGGGCGGACCUCAGAGACAUCUCCAGUUUGGAUGAAAAACUGAAAAAAUUUCACCUUAACCCAGAGUUACCGACAUUGCUCCUGUCAGAGUGUGUGCUGGUCUACAUGACAUCAUCCCAGUCGUGCAACCUUGUUCACUGGGCAGCAGAAACCUUUCACACUGCCAUGUUCAUCAAUUACGAACAGGUGAACAUGAGUGAUCGAUUUGGUCAAGUGAUGGUCGAGAACCUGCAACGUCGCCAGUGCACCCUGGCGGGAGUAGAGGCCUGUCAGUCUCUGGACUCUCAGAAGGAUCGGUUUCUGAAAACUGGCUGGGAGCACGUUGACGCUCUAGAUAUGAUGACAGUCUACAGUAUGCUCCCGCAGGAUGAUGUCACAAGAAUUGAGCGCCUGGAGUUCUUGGACGAGAAGGAACUGUUGCAACAACUUCUUCAGCACUACUGUAUCUGCUGGGCCACCAAGGAUAAACUCAAUCUGGGUCUGUCUCAGUUGGCAUUUUGAGCAUAAAACUGCACCACUUUUCACAUGUGUUCACCAAAAUAAACAGCUGGGGAAGACGUGUGAAAGGAGAUGUAAGGAAAGAGGAAGCCGUUAUUCUCCGUUAAGCCCAUCAUCUGGGAGUUGGUCCGGCGUAAAAAAGCCCAGCAUCAGCAAAAUGCUGUUUUACAAGCGUCCUUUGUAUCCCUGUAUGUGUUGAAGAUAAGACAUAAUUAGGCUGAGAAUUGUGAAAAGGUGCCGGCGCUGAAAUCCCAUCCAGAAAAAUGUGCUGGAAAAAAAAAUCUGCUCUUGUGUAGUGGAGAUGAAACAAUGUAUGAAGAAUCUCAGAUGUUAUAUAUUUGUGCUUGUCUGAUUUUUCUUCUUUUUUUUUUUCAUGUGCCAUUUCAAUUUAAUUUAUUGAUCGGACGCAGUUUCUUACAUGCAUGCGAUAACUAGUGUUUAAAAAGAAUUAAAAAGAAUGCAUUACAUAAAAAUGCUCGUUAAUUUACAUUUGCCUGCAAAGUAUUUUCAGUUGUUGACCCUAGCAAAGAGAAAUCGGCAGAUUCGUUUGUAACAGAUUAUAUUUGAUGAAUGCUGAUCAAAUGCAGAUAAUUAAAA
Archocentrus centrarchus (flier cichlid) is the source of this 1853-nucleotide messenger RNA. RefSeq names its product leucine carboxyl methyltransferase 1 (gene lcmt1). Gene Ontology annotation, molecular function: protein C-terminal leucine carboxyl O-methyltransferase activity. The record is from RefSeq and is a predicted model, not a curated record. The transcript is spliced from 11 exons. Gene Ontology annotation, cellular component: cytosol. Bases 282 to 1259 code for a protein of 325 amino acids. Gene Ontology annotation, biological process: C-terminal protein methylation. NCBI's taxonomy places the organism in Eukaryota, Metazoa, Chordata, Actinopteri, Cichliformes, Cichlidae.